Molecule: messenger RNA, 3325 nt
Organism: Silurus meridionalis
Lineage: Eukaryota; Metazoa; Chordata; Actinopteri; Siluriformes; Siluridae
Gene: cyld3
Product: ubiquitin carboxyl-terminal hydrolase CYLD
Exons: 16
Coding region: 107-2953 (948 amino acids)
Biological process (GO): regulation of mitotic cell cycle; regulation of intrinsic apoptotic signaling pathway; positive regulation of extrinsic apoptotic signaling pathway
Cellular component (GO): cytosol
Molecular function (GO): cysteine-type deubiquitinase activity; K63-linked deubiquitinase activity
Source: RefSeq, a predicted model, not a curated record
AUCAUUUCAUUUCCUGUUUUCGUUUUUUUUUUUUCCAACUCGGUACUGAAAGUACCAAAGUUUAUUUCACGCGGAUGUCGUUACUGUGAGGUUCUUGGCUUUCACCAUGUCGGCCGCCACGCAUCAGAGUAGGCGGCGACGCACCCCCAAAAUGUACAUACUAACGUCCGACUUCAAAGUACAAGACCACCUGGACGGUACCAUUCGUCUGCAAAGGGGGAAUCUGUGCCAAGAGCAGGAGGGUGGAGGGGAGCGUGGUGGGAGGGGGGACUUUCUAUGGGUGAAGGUUGUAGACAAUGGCGCAAUGGUGAAGCUUGAUAAGCACUUGUUAAAUGAAAUACCUGCUGAUCAGGCCGGCUUGCUGGAGCCUAUUACGGACCUUGAGUUGCGCUUCAAACUUCUUUCCAAACCACACCGGCUGAACAAACUAACAGGUUUGCCCUUGGGUUCGCCCGUGCUAGUGCGGUGUGGCCAAUCACCAGACCUGGUUGAAGCUGAACUCCGUUACCGUGGCCCCUUAAUGCGAGGUAGCGGAGCCGUGUAUUUUGGGGUCCAACUUAAAGGAUCGGCUGUGGGCAGGGGCACCAGUAAUGGGAAUUACAAAGGCCACCAACUUUUCACCUGCCCUGAACAGUGUGCCCUUUUUGUGUCAGCCAGCGAUAUCACACUAUAUCGAUUCACUCGAAGCAGCAGUUCUGGCGAUAACGAUCCUCAGCAAACCGAACUAAACAGACCAAUCCAGAGCAACCAGAGCUCUAGUCACAUUCCAAAUUCAGUUAAUGUCUUAGCACGUACCGCCGAAUCGGUGCCAGCUAACACUUGCUUACCCCUGGGGCAAAGGAUCUACUUCACACAGGACAAGGUGCAUCACUGGGGCACGGUGCAGUACUGUGGGCAGCUUCCUGGCCGUUCAUCCUCAGGAGGAGUGUAUGUGGGAGUUUUGCUGGACAAUCCAGUAGGAAACUGGGAUGGUUACUAUAGAAACUACAAGCUCUGCUCCAUUCCCUCUCCCAUAUUCGGCCAUCUUCUUCCCUUCUCCAAAGUGAUUGCAGAACCAAGAUCAGAAUGCACUCCAGAAAUCCCUCCACUUCCUUCCCCCCAAAACGCCCACCAGCCUUCUUCACCUACUCAUAACUGGCACCUUCAACAGACCACAAUACCUGCAAAUGCCAGCCACAAUCCCAGACUUCUAAUAGAGCCUUCCAUGCUAGCUAUGGCCAAAUCUGCUUUACAACCUUCAAUAUCACAGGCAGUUCCAAAAGUGGCUCUGAAGCCUCCACCUGUUAAAUCCGUUUUCAGACCACCUCCUGUUCCACCUAAUAAGCCCCAAGUCCCACCUGUUUCCCCCUCCACUGACCAUACUUCAAAUGGAUUUCAUAAUCCACCCUCUCCACUAAUUUCAGAAAAAGUAGAGCCUAACUCGUGGUUAGAGGUUGGGUCUAUGGUCGAGGUGAACGACCCACCACUUUUUGGAGUCAUUCGAUGGAUUGGAUACAUCAGUGGAAUUUCGGAGCCAGUGGCUGGUAUUGAACUGGACCAGGAGCUGACCGCUGCCACAGAUGGCAACUACCUUGGAGAGCGUCAUUUCCGUUGCCCCCCUAACAAAGGACUGUUCAUCAAACUUCGUAACUGUAGGCGAGACUCCAGAUUUCCCAUCCCAGAAACACCAAUAAAUCAGGUGGACCGCUGCAAUUCGAUUGCAUUCGCACAAUGGGGCAGUAAGCGUGUGGAGGAGAACACACCACCUCUGUUGGGUCAGGAGGCUCGGCAGUUGUAUGAAGGUUUUAAGAAAGGUAUCCAGGGUCAUCUCAACUCCUGCUACCUGGAUGCAUCGCUCUUCAGUCUGUUCUCAUGCUGCAGUUCAGUCGACUGGGUUUUGUUUUGCCCCUGUAAUGAAGAUCGCAGCAAAGGUGCUCAGGAAUUACUGCGCUGUGAAAUUGUCAAUCCUUUACGCAGGUUUGGAUACGUGUGUGCCAGUAAGACUAUGGCGUUGCGGAAGCUUUUGGAAGCCGAGACUACAGACACGGGCUUUACUAACGAGGAAAAAGAUCCUGAAGAAUUCCUCAACAAGCUUUUCCAGCUCCUCCGGGUGGAACCACUUCUAAAGAUUAGAUCUUUAAGCCAGGAGCCACAGGAAUGCCACAUUUAUCAGCUUUUUCCUCCUACGCUUCCCUGUCCAUCCUCACCAAUUCAAUCUCCACCCUUGCCUUCUUUCUCUCCAACUCUCUCACCAAUCCCACUAUCUUCAUCUUCAGUUGGACUCAUGAGGGUUGCCAGUGUGCAGACACUACUGGAAUCAUCCUUCAUGCAUUCGGGGCUUAAAUUCACAGAGGCUCCGUCCUGCCUUCCUCUGCUUAUGCCACGCUUCGGUAAAGAGUUUAAGAUGUUUGAUGCCAUUCUGCCCUCCCUCACGCUCGACAUCACCGACCUUCUGGACGAGACUCUUCGACAGUGUAGUAUAUGUCAGUCAGUGGCAGAGUGGGAGUGUUCACAGUGUUAUGAGGAUCUGGACAUCACACCUGGCCAGUUAAAACAAUAUUGCAACACCUGCAAUGCACAAGUUCACGCGCACAAGAAGCGCCAGCCACACAAGCCAGCCAAGGUCAAACUGCCCAAGGGCACGUGGGAGGGCCCGGUUCAUGGAGCUCGCCAGCUGUUAACUCUCUUCGCCGUGACGUGUAUCGAGACCAGUCACUACGUGAGCUUCGUGAAACACGGGCCCCUCCCUACCGACUGGCUUUUCUUCGACAGUAUGGCCGACAGAGAGGGAGGAGAGAACGGAUUCAACGUGCCACAGGUGAGGGCGUGUCCGGAGGUGGGACGCUACCUGAGUCUGUCAAAGGUCGAGCUCAGCCGCCUGGACUCCAGCGUACUGAAAGAGCCGGUUCGAAGAUUGCUCUGCGACGCCCACAUGUGCCUUUAUCACUGCCCUGAACUGAGCCUGUAUAAGUGAAGACGAAAGACCUCAAGUGAUGUCUCGAAUGCAUUCGAGUCUUCUUAUGGAGCGACAAAAGGAGAUGAGGGGAUUGAGACCGAGAGUCGAAGGAUCUGGAGGAGAUGCAGUACAUAUUUGUCCUACAUUUGAGACUGACUUUUUUUUUUUUUUUAUUUCCACAAGAAAAUUCAGGUGUUUACAUUUGUCCGAGUAUUUUUUAUUUUUUUUUUUUUGUCAGCUUCUUUCAGCAUUCAUAUUGAAUCAUUCACUUUUAUUUUCAUUUCACACGUAUUGAAGUUGUAGCAACAUAAACAUGUAGCAACAGUAUACUGAUGUAUAUAACUGACAGCUCGCUAAUGUUAUGGGUAUAAAAUCCACUUUUCAAACGCG